CGCUGUGUCCCAGCCCAUGAUUAAGUCAUGUUAGACUAACUGUUGGUGAACAGGGUGCAGUGAGCAAAACAGUUAGGUUCAUUGAGUCAUUUUGAUAUGAAUAUGAAAUGCCAUCUGCCAUCGUGAGAGUCUGAAUGAUUCAGAGGUAAACGAGUCACUGACAGCCGAGCACUCAGUCAAUAGCUCAGUCAACACGUUUAUUCUGCCGUGAUGGUACCCAAUAUUUGUUUUGAAUGACUGAGCGUACAUUUUCUAUGGAAAAAUGACUCAAUUACAUGCUGUGUGAGCGAAGGCAAGCGGUGUGCGUCGCCUGUUCGUGAGUGACUGAAUAUUUUUGUUGGCUCUUUCAUUGCCUUGUCCUUUACCGUUUGGUACAAACGGUCUGCACAGAGCAAUGGAUUGAAUAGUGCAGUGCUUUCACACUCAGCUUAGGUAGUCAAUAAUUUUAAGCACAAACUCGAAGCUGUUCUUGACGGUGUAUUUUCUGUUUGUUUCUAAUUUCACGUGUUCAGUCAAAACUAGGUAAGCUUUCGAAGAUGUUAGUUACAUAAAUUUGGCACCACUGAAUCGAACAUGAGACCAAAGCACCGUAACGAACCACCAAACAGUAACCUACAAUAGACAGACCGAGCGACGGCCAGAGAAGAGUGAACCUGAAAAUGAACUCCUCUCCCCAAGUUCAGCAUUAUGCUAUGGAUCCACCAACGGAGCAUUAGCAGUACAACAUUCGCACCAAUCCACAGCCAGGUAGCAGCGGUGUGCGAUUUUUCCCCAAAAAAGCGAAACGAUAGAAUAAACUGGGGGAAAAUCAUAAUGACUCCAUCCGUUCGCUGCACUGACUGGCCAUUGAGCAGAGCAGAGCAGAGCAAAUCUGCCUGACUGGAAUGGAAACUCUCGCGUCAUCGAGAUCGGGCUCAGUUCAGUCAGUUCCAGCUGUAACCUUGUCGCGUUCGGACGUGCUUUCUUCCCCCCACAUUUGUUCUGGGUACGGUACGAUACGGGACGGUCUCGUUAGUAAGUCAAUUAAUCAGUGCAGGUCAGGUUCUCUUUUUCGUCUCCGAACCGUUGGCCAGAUCGUCGGUCUUGCCCAUCUAGUCAGAGAAAAAAGAUCGAAGCGGACGUUCGAGCUCAGUGCACACAUUCCGUACAAGCGGUCGGAAUGUCCGAUACGGAAGAGGAUUCGGCAUGUUCGGAAAGCUGGCCCAUCAACGAGGAUUGGUUGAUCGAGGUGCUGAAGAAGCACCACGAGGUGCGGUCCGGGAUUAAUAUUACGGACUUCAAGGUGAAACAGGGCUGCCAAGAUGGGGUGAACAACCUGAGCGACAUCCUGUCGGUAUCGGUGGUGUACGAGUUUCAGGGCGUUCAGGACAAGGUGGAGCGCAAGAGUUUGGACAUUGUGAUAAAACUGUUGCCUCAGGAUCCGUUCAGCAGGUUCUUCGUGACGGAGGCGCAGUUCGAUUUGCGGGAGAUCAAGUUCUACACGAGUAUUCUUCCCGACCUGCUAGCUUUCCAGGAGACGGACGUCUCCAAGGAGGACAGCGCCAUUAUGUUGGUAUCGGUACCGACCUGCUUCUACACCCAGUACGCUCCGGCCAUCAGCCCUUCUCAGGGUAGUCCGGAACCGCCGGAAAGCAUCCUGGUACUGGAAGAUAUGCGCUCCCUCGGAUAUAAGGGUGCCAACUUCACGUCCGGGCUCACGGUCGGUCAAACCGAGGCUGCCAUCCGAGCCAUCGUUGCCAUUCAUGCACUUUCACUGGGGCUUAAGCUCAAAAAGAAGGUCGAUGUCAACGAAAAGUAUCCCUUUUUAUUCCAAACGACCCGCGCCACCGAGAGCUACCAGCAGCUGGUCGAACAAGGGAUGCCUCAGUUGACCAAGUUCCUUGAAGCCCAGCCCGGAUACGCAAAUGAACUGAAAGCCCUCAACAAGAUUCGAGCCAAGACCAAAGAAUUGAUCGAAACCCUGCUGCAACCGAUCGAACCGAUGGGACUGAUUACGCAUACGGACUUCUGGUGCAACAAUCUGCUGUUCCGAGCCGAAGGGGACGGAACCGAUAGCUGUAUCAUACUGGACUGGCAGAUGGUAACGUACAGUCGACCCACAAACGAUUUGGCGCUGUUGCUGAUUUCUUCGAUUCCGUCCAACAUCCGACGCCAGCACGCCACUCGGUUGCUGGAUUUGUACUACAACCUUCUCAAGUCGUACUGCCAAAAGUUGGAUAUCGACGUGGAGGCCGACCUGGGUUACAGUCGGAACAAGAUGGAACUGGAGUAUCGCCAAUCGCAACUCCUGGCCCUUCUGCUCUGCAUCGGGUCGAUCGACAUCGCCAUCGGAAAUCCGGUUGCGGAGCAACGUUUGUUGGAUGUCCUGCGUGAUUUCAACGAGGAAGGCAUUCUCAAUCUGGACGAAUGCCUCUAAGCGGUGGGACAGUUUUGACAUUUUGUAACAAGCCAAGAGAAUAGGACGUUGUACUGUUGAAGCAUUCAAUUUCUAUACUAAUACAGUAACUUCCCAGCAACAGUUUCACACUUAGACAUAUGCGAAUAAAUCAAAUUUGAAUCCAGCGCUUUCGACUACCAACCCAGCCAGUAACUGAAUCCAACCGAGAGAAAGUCAAUCCUUAAUCAAAAGCAUGAGUUUUGAAAUGCCUUUUUAGCAGAAAAAUAAAGACAAUUAUGACAGCGUAGUCCUAGCAUUGCAACUAAAUUAAACUAAACAAAUUAAUGCAUAAUCAGCGAACACAUUUGGUUUCAGCUGCUAAAUGGAAAGAUAAAUAUAAAUUGUUUAUGAAGAAAAACCAAAACUAUAUUAGCGUAACAAAAACAAACUUUGCCGUACUGAUAGAAUUUUACCGUAAACUUGAAGCAUUCCAACAAGUGAAGAUUUAUCCAAAGAAGAAACAGAAAACAGUGUUGUAUUGAUUACAGGUGAACAUUUGCUGUAAUAAAAAUUAACAAAUCAUUACCAAAA
Molecule: messenger RNA, 2968 nt
Organism: Ochlerotatus camptorhynchus
Lineage: Eukaryota; Metazoa; Arthropoda; Insecta; Diptera; Culicidae
Exons: 7
Coding region: 1160-2416 (418 amino acids)
Source: RefSeq, a predicted model, not a curated record